Molecule: messenger RNA, 956 nt
Organism: Oryzias melastigma (Indian medaka)
Lineage: Eukaryota; Metazoa; Chordata; Actinopteri; Beloniformes; Adrianichthyidae
Product: microfibril-associated glycoprotein 4-like
Exons: 6
Coding region: 1-762 (253 amino acids)
Biological process (GO): elastic fiber assembly
Source: RefSeq, a predicted model, not a curated record
AUGAGCGUGUACCUGAGGUCAGUGCUUCCUCAGCUGGAUCCUCUCCCUCUGGGUCGGUUCCUGUCCAGCUGCUGCAGCUCUGGGUCGGUUCCUGUCCAGCUGCUGCAGCUCUGGGUCGGUUCCUGUCCAGCUGCUGCAGCUCUGGAUGUGGACCUGCAUCGCCGCCUCGCUGUGCUUUGGUGUGAUGUACCUCUGUGGUUGCAGGUCUACUGUGACAUGAAGACGGACGGAGGCGGCUGGACGGUUUUCCAGAGGAGGAUGGACGGCUCUGUGAACUUCUACAGACCCUGGAACGAGUACAAGUCUGGUUUUGGUAGAGCUUCUGGGGAGUACUGGCUCGGUCUGGAGAACAUCUACGGGAUGACACGUCGAGGGAAUCAUGAGCUUCGGGUCGACAUGGAGGACUUUACCAAAAGUAGAGCAUAUGCUCGUUACUCCUCCUUCUCGAUUGAUGCUGAAUGUGAUGGAUACGCCCUCCAUGUGACUGGAUUCAGAAAUGGAGGAGCCAAUGACGCUCUGGCUGCCCACAACGGCCGAAAGUUCUCCACCUUUGACAAAGACCAGGACACCUGGCCGAACAACUGUGCCAAAUCAUUUUUAGGGGCAUUUUGGUACGCAAACUGUCACCAAACAAACCCCAACGGUGUUUAUCGCUGGGGGGCUGAUAAGACCAUUCAUGCUAUUGGGGUGGAGUGGUAUCGCUGGAAGGGUCAUGACUAUUCUCUGAAGAGCAUCAGCUUCAUGAUCCGUCCUGUGAAAUAAAUCUGUAGGACAAACGUUCAGCAGUGCAGCUUGGUCUGCUGUGUGAUUACAAACUAUCUUUAGAAUCAUUUAAUCAGAAUCUGACAUAACAAAAAUCAAAUGGUGAUUGUGAGCAGCUGCUGCUGCGUCUCUGGUGGAGGUUUCAUUUCUGAACUGAAUCAUUUACUGCUGACAAUAAACGAGAAGCAAAGCAA